AUGCACCUUUCUGACCCGACAGGUACAAAGGUGAACCUUUUUAAUCUGACAGGUACAGAGAUGCACCUUUCUGAUUUGACAGGUACAAAUAUGCACCUCUCUGAUCUGACAGGUACAAAGGUGAACCUUUUUAAUCUGACAGGUACAAAGAGGCACCUUUCUGAUCCGACAGGUACAAAGGUGAACCUUUUUAAUCUGACAGGUACAGAGAUGCACCUUUCUGAUUUGACAGGUACAAAGAAGCACCUGUCUGACCCGACAGGUGCAAAUGUGAAUCUUUCUAAUCUGACAGGUACAAAGAUGCACCUCUCUGAUCUGACAGGUACAAAGGUGAACCUUUUUAAUCUGACAGGUACAGAGAUGCACCUUUCUGAUUUGACAGGUACAAAGAAGCACCUGUCUGACCCGACAGGUGCAAAUGUGAAUCUUUCUAAUCUGACAGGUACAAAGAUGCACCUCUCUGAUCUGACAGGUACAAAGGUGAACCUUUUUAAUCUGACAGGUACAGAGAUGCACCUUUCUGAUUUGACAGGUACAAAGAAGCACCUCUCUGAUCUGACGGGUACAAAGGUGAACCCUUCAAAUCUGACAGGUACAAAGAUGCUCCUUUCUGAUCCGACGGUUACAAAACUAGGUGAAACUUUCUAA
Molecule: messenger RNA, 648 nt
Organism: Lytechinus pictus (painted urchin)
Lineage: Eukaryota; Metazoa; Echinodermata; Echinoidea; Temnopleuroida; Toxopneustidae
Product: secreted effector protein PipB2-like
Exons: 1
Coding region: 1-648 (215 amino acids)
Source: RefSeq, a predicted model, not a curated record